AUGGAGGACGGUAUCUACGUACCCCCCGACCUGACGCCGGAGGAGCGGCUGGAACUGGAGAGCAUCCGGCGGCGGAAGCAGGAGCUCCUGGUGGAAAUCCAGAGGCUGCGGAAUGAGCUGAGCGAGGCCUUGAGUGAAGUGGAGGGCUUGGAGGCCAAUGAGGGCAGUAAGACUCUACAGCGGAACCGCAAAAUGGCCAUGGGGAGGAAGAAGUUCAACAUGGACCCCAAGAAGGGAAUCCAGUUCCUGGUGGAGAACGAGCUUCUUCGUAAUACCCCGGAAGAGAUCUCCCGCUUCCUGUACAAGGGUGAGGGGCUCAACAAGACCGCCAUCGGGGACUACCUGGGCGAGAGGGAGGAACUGAACCUUGCUGUCCUUCACGCCUUCGUCGACCUCCAUGAGUUCACGGAUCUCAACCUGGUCCAGGCCCUGAGGCAGUUCCUGUGGAGUUUCCGGCUCCCCGGGGAGGCUCAGAAGAUUGACCGGAUGAUGGAGGCCUUCGCCCAGCGCUACUGUUUGUGCAACCGGGGUGUCUUCCAAUCCACAGACACCUGCUACGUGCUCUCCUUCGCCGUCAUCAUGCUGAACACAAGCCUCCACAACCCCAACGUGCGUGACAAGCCAGGGGUGGAGCGCUUCAUCACCAUGAACCGGGGCAUCAACGACGGUGGGGACUUGCCAGAGGAACUGCUCCGGAACCUGUACGACAGCAUCCGCAACGAGCCUUUCAAGAUCCCCGAGGACGACGGCAACGACUUGACCCACACGUUCUUCAAUCCGGAUAGGGAGGGCUGGCUGCUCAAGCUGGGGGGCCGGGUCAAGACUUGGAAAAGGCGUUGGUUCAUCCUAACAGACAACUGUCUGUACUACUUUGAAUACACUACGGACAAGGAACCCCGAGGCAUCAUCCCCCUGGAGAACCUCAGCAUCCGCGAGGUGGAGGAUCCCCGGAAACCGAACUGCUUUGAACUCUACAUCCCCAACAACAAGGGACAGCUCAUCAAGGCCUGCAAGACGGAGGCCGACGGGCGGGUGGUGGAGGGAAACCACAUGGUCUACCGCAUCUCGGCCCCCACGCAGGAGGAGAAGGAUGAGUGGAUCAAGUCCAUCAAGGCGGCCGUGAGCGUGGAUCCCUUCUACGAGAUGCUGGCGGCACGCAAGAAACGGAUCUCUGUCAAGAAGAAACAGGAACAGGCCUGAUCCCCGCAGGUCUGCCCCCUCAUGUCACUGCGUCCCUCCCUCCCUUCCCUCUGAUCAUCGGGGCCGGGGCUGCCUUAGCCCCUCAGCUCCCCCUCACUCUUCUUCAAAGGCAAUAAGUCCAAUUUUCCUUCAACAUCCUAUCCCCCCACCUAUUUAUUGGAGACUCCACCCCCCCGCCUUCCCUACCCUUCCCAUCAUUUUCUCCCUCCCCUCUUCCUCCCACUGUAGCUCAGAUAGGUCAGACCCCCCCCCCCCCGGGGGGGGGUCUGAAGAGCGUCAGGUGGGGAUGGGUGGGGGAGAGGAGACCACUUGGUGUGCUGGGCUCCCAAAGGGACUUAGUCCCUUCUCCGCCCCCCCCACCAACGCCCCCUCUUGCCAAGUGAGAUGUCAGACUGUUUUCUACUCUGCCGUUUCUCAGUUUAUUUGUAAUUAAUUCAUUAAUAUUAUUAUUAUUAUUAUUAUUAUUUAAACA
Messenger RNA from Ornithorhynchus anatinus (platypus), 1672 nucleotides. RefSeq names its product cytohesin 2 (gene CYTH2). Lineage: Eukaryota; Metazoa; Chordata; Mammalia; Monotremata; Ornithorhynchidae. The transcript is spliced from 12 exons. Bases 1 to 1200 code for a protein of 399 amino acids. The record is from RefSeq and is a predicted model, not a curated record. Gene Ontology annotation, biological process: regulation of ARF protein signal transduction. Gene Ontology annotation, molecular function: guanyl-nucleotide exchange factor activity.